AUGUCCACCACGACGCAGACAAAGACCCCGCGCAGCGCAGCGACGAGCACAAGCGAGCCGCAACCCAAGAGAAAGAAACCUGCGCCACCAACAAACCCCAUCGACGCCACCACCCGCCUAUCGCAAUGCUUCAAGACCAUCUCAACCUCGCUCUACCUCUCGCUCGCGCCCGCCUUCAACAACAAUCCAUACGUAGGAGUCAAGAGGCAACACCUCGAUUCCUUGGUGAUGAAAUACUACGCGCCCGUCCAUGGCGUCGUCAUCGCGUACGACAACUUGAAACUCGAUACUGACUCGCGCGAGGGUGUUCAUCUCGCCAAGAUUGAAAAUUCAUCCCCGUUUACGUUUUUCUGGAUCACGGUCGAUUUGCUCGUGUGGAGCCCGCGCGUGGGCGAUGUUCUCGAAGGUGAUGUCUACAUGCAGACGCCCUCGCAUUUGGGGGUCUUGAUUCACGAUAUCUUCAAUGCCUCGAUUAAGAAGCACCACGUGCCGACGGAUUGGAAGUUUGUUGCUGCUGCGCUUGAUGAAAUGGAUGGCGAAAGCGAUGGCGAUAGGGGCAGGUUCGGGCAUUGGGUUGAUCUGCUCGGGAACAGAGUCGAUGAGGCGAAAGUGAGGUUCACUGUGAAGCGCGUCUAUACUACGGGCCGCGUGGUCAGUGUGGAGGGAAGCUUGAUACAACCGGGCGAGGCGCGGGAUGAUGGGCCUGUGUAUCGGGAAAAAGUCGAGAGCAGCGGGGGCAAGCAUAAGAAAUUCGAGGAUGAUGAUGAUGAAAACGCGGGUGAUGGUGUUGGUGCAAGCGCAGAUCAGGUGGUUGAUGUGCGCGUGAAUGAAGAUGAACAAAGUGAAUUACCCGAGGGGUUGGUUGUUAACGACGCGAACGAAGAUGAGGAUUACAAGAUUGUGAAUAACUCCGACUCGGUUGAAGACGAGGUCGAAUCGGAUUGA
Lodderomyces beijingensis is the source of this 945-nucleotide messenger RNA. The record is from the annotation of a GenBank genome assembly. Lineage: Eukaryota; Fungi; Ascomycota; Pichiomycetes; Serinales; Debaryomycetaceae.